Messenger RNA from Octopus bimaculoides (California two-spot octopus), 5342 nucleotides. RefSeq lists its product as uncharacterized. The record is from RefSeq and is a predicted model, not a curated record. Gene Ontology annotation, biological process: transmembrane transport. Gene Ontology annotation, molecular function: transmembrane transporter activity. Lineage: Eukaryota; Metazoa; Mollusca; Cephalopoda; Octopoda; Octopodidae.
GUUUGUUUUUAUGUUUAGUUACAAUGAAAACAGUAAUCUGAAGGCUUACUCUCUACUUCCGUAGAGUACAAAUUUAUUAUUCUUAAAUAAGAGAGUCCGACGAUGGCUUAAGCGGGCCGAAACUUCGAAGUCAUUGUCAAUAAUAUUCUUAUUUAAGAAUAAUAUAGAUGUGUGUGUGUGAAUGUGUUAGAGAGAGGGAGAGUGAGUGAGAGUGUGUGUGUGAGAGAGAGAGUGUGUGUGUGUGUGUGUAUGUGUGUGUGUGUGUGUGUGUGCAGAAAAAGGAGAAAAAAAUCGUGCAUAUACACAUGCAUUUAACUGGAGAUUCAGAAACGAGCUACAACAUCACCAUCGAGUUUUGUUUUAUUUUAUUCUAAAAUAUAAUUCUGCAGAAUGACACGUAUUUAACGCACAUAAAAAUACACGGAUAUGUUGAGAAGCACGCACAUAAUGGUACAUAUAUAGAAGAUAUAUAUAUAUAAAGAGAGAAACAGAGAGAUGAAGAUACAUAUGCACACACAUCAUUCGCAUACUGACGAAUUCUCAUCAUAGAGGCGUAGAUACGAAUGCACAGAGCGAAAGACAGACACAUUCGUUUGUAUAUACGACUACACGAUUUUUUUUACGAGACCAAUAGCUGUCAUCUGUAAUUUCGGAUUUUGCUACAACGCAAACGACUUAUAAACGAAUAAUUAUAUAAACCAACGAAGCGAAAAACAAUACCAGCAGCUAGAGAGAGAGAGCAACGGCAGCAGCAUUAGUUGUAGCAGUACUAGCAUUGGUAAUAGUUGCAGCAGCAGCAGUAGUAGUAGUAAUAGUAGAAAUAGUGGAAAUAGUAGCAGUAGUAGUAGUAGUAGUAGUAGUGGCAGUAGCAAUAACAACAAUUACAACCACAAUCUCAUCUUCUCAGAAUCAACAACAUUUAACGAUGUCAACAAUAUUUGUAACAGUUCCGUGUAACAACAACAACAACAACAACAACAACAACGGCAAUUCUUGCAGAGCAAACGGCUCGGAAAUGGAACGAAGAAAUCAUGUGAAGAAUAUAUGUUGAUAUGUUUGCCAUUCUGUCUCAUUUCAACAAACGUUUACCGAUGGGAAAAUCAAACCGAAGAUUGACAUCGUAAAAAAAAAAAAAAAUUUUUUAAAUUAAAAAAAAGAACAAGAAAAAAAGAAAAAGAAAAAAGCUAGCAACAACAACAACAACAACAACAAAAACAAAAUGAAAACAAAAUGUCCUCGCACAUAUAAUGUCUGAAGUGUUCCUUUUACAAUUUUUGCCUUGAUAAUAUAUUUUCUUCUUAUCUUCUGCCUUUUUUUUGUUCAUAUUCAUAGUUACUAGAUUUAAGAGUGAAGUUAUUUCUCUUCAUCACCUCUACUCUCUCCUCCUCCUCUUCCUCCUCCUCGCCACUACUACUACUACUUGUUGUUGUUGCUGCUGCUGCUGCGCGAUGGUGUCUUCUGGAUUUUAAUGUAAAGCAUACACGCACGCACGCACAUACACACACGCGCACACGCGCGGCGGUACGCACACAGGCGAGAGCAUUCACACAUUUUCACACAAACCUUGCCGUGUAACACACACACACAUAUACAAUCACUGUUGGAUUAAACGAGAACUGAGAACUGAUAUUGCUAGACACAAGCGUUGGCUCUCGAUGGACCAGCCGACACCCAGGACUAAAAAUAAGAAUGACAAAACACAAAGGUUAUCGUUGUUGCUUUACCCUUUAUUUUACAUCUUCAAAUCGCACAUUCGAUGAUUUCAACCUUUAUUUAGACACAUUGAUUACAGAACAAAACAACCCCACGUUUCACAGUUAGGGGUGAAUGGCUUUCAAAUAGAUUUACUAUCACAUACGCUUGCUCGUUUACAUUCUCCAUUCUAUCUAACACGCUUUUUUUCUGCAUUUCUCCCUUACUCCAUUUCUUCCUUCAUCGCUUUCAGUCAAUCAGUCAAUCAAUAUAUAUUUACCUAUCAAUCAAUCAGUCAAUCAAUCUAUCUCGCUUUCCUUUCCUUUUCUUUCUUUCUUUCUUUCUUUCUGCCUCUGUGUCCUUCCUCUCCGCCGUCUCUCCCAUUCACACGCUGUUUUCUACUCACAAAUGCGUGUGUGCAUCACACAUUUGCAACCGUCACAUGUGUUGUAGCUUAAUAUAUGUAGACUCUUACGUAUGUACAGCAUUUUUGUGAGAACGCAUGGAUGCAUGUCUCCGUGCCAGUGCACACGUCUGUCUUAUAAGACGAUCUCGCGGGCAGAUCGAAACCGAAACCAAUGCAUCGCCAGACUGUGGCACACAGCAACGGUAAGACGGUAGCAGCAGUUUGUCCCACAGACAAAUGUGUCGUUUGCGGUAUGGAAAGCACAGAACGACCCCACAGCGGACACGAAACCUGUGCUCGUAUGCCACCGCAUCCACCACCAUCACCCCAACCACCAUUGACGGCAGCAGCGACGAUGACGACGACGACGACGACGACGACGGCGACGGCGGCGCCGACGGUAGCGGUGACAGCAGCGGCAGCGGCGGUGACGAUGGCAAUUACAUCUCUGAGCAAAGAUGCCGCCGGUGGCACGGUCGUUGCCGCGAUGUCUCCACCGCCUGGCAAGUAUCAUCACCAUCAUCAUCCUCAUCACCACCACCACCACCAUCACCACCACCACCACCAUCAUAACCCCAACAAACUCCAAAUAACAGCACACCAACAGCAACAGCUAACGACUCAGCCGUCACCCACUUCUCAACAACAACAACAGCAACAACAAAUGCAAUUACGUUCGCAGUCUUCAGCUCAGUUAGCUGUGCAAAGUCCCAAGCCACAAGAUCAACAGUCACAGAAUGAGCCUAGCGAGCAAUUUCAACAACAACAACAACAACAACCUUACCAUCACCAUCACCACCACCCAUAUCAUCAACAACAGCAGCAGCAGCAGCAGCAACAACAACAACAUGCUCAAAAACCGGUGCAACAGCAUGAUCAACAAAAGCAACAGCAUGAUCAACAAAAGCAACAGCAACAACAACAACAACAACAACAACAGCAGCAACAACAAACGGUCGCCCGCAAAGACGAGGCAAAGACGCCGGAAAGUCAAGUUGGGAUUAUCUGUAACGACGGCAGCGGAAGCGGGGGGACAACGGAUUCGAGCGGAGGUUGUGGGACCAACGGCGGAAACGGUGGAAGCAACGGGACUGGAACUGGAGGUGUUAGUAUCGGUAUCAUCGGAGGAGGAGGAGGAGGCGGAGGAGGAAUUGGGAUCGGCGGUGGUUCGGUGGGCGAUGGGAGCAGGUCGUGUGCCGGAGAUCCCCGCCAAGUGACAAGAUUUGACUUCGGAGAUUUCUAUCCGGAUGGCGGCUGGGGUUGGGUGGUUGUCGCCGCCGUCACAGUCGUCAACAUCUUAUGCUAUGGCUUUCAUUUGGCAUACGGAAUGUUAUUCAUGGAAGCCAAGAAGAAAUUUGGAAACAGCCAAGAGUUGGCUCGCGUCGGAAGCGCUGGUCUUAGCGUGACGUUGCUCGUAUGCCCCAUUUUCACAGUGAUCUGCCGACGGAAAUCUCCUCGCAUGUGUGCCAUUAUUGGGGGCAUGGUUUCGUCUCUUGGUUGCCUCUUUAUGGCCUUUUCAAACCAAAUGCAGCAUAUGUACAUCAGUCACAGUCUAGUGUUUUCCGUCGGGUGCGGAAUUACGUCUACAACGGCCAAUAUCAUGCUCGGUCGAUAUUUCUGCCGGCGACGAGAAAUUGCUGAAUUGAUAGCCAUGACAGCAAUAGGUGUAGGAGCAACCAUCAUGUCCGUCCUAUUCCGGCUUCUCAUAAGGCAAUUGACAUGGACCCGUGCAUUACAAAGCAUAGCUGGUAUGCAAGUACUGACAAUAUUUGCUGGGUUUCUAUACCGAUCUGCUUCUUUAUAUCAUCCUCGUCGGAAGAUGCUUUUACACAUCAAAAACCAAAUGAAGACCAGACGUGAUCGAGAGGCACAAAAGCCUCCUUAUUUUGACUUCCAAGCAUUACGAAUGCGUGCUCUACUAAUGAUGUUAAUCAUUGUGGCUCUCGUUGGUCUUGGUAUCCACGUUCCAUUUAUAUUACUGCUACUUACUGCAUCCCAACACAACGUUAGCGACCACAAUCUUUUACUGUUGAAUAUCUACCUGUGCACGGGUUUCGUUGCCGGAUGUUUCGGCUUCGGUUAUGUAAUUAUACGUCAAAGUAAAGAGUGUUUAAUCUCGAGGCGUCACCUAUGUCAAACAGCCGCUCUUUCUGCCGGUUUACUCACUGUCCUUCUGCAGUUGGCCGAUCAUCUCACAGUUCAUGCCCUUUAUGCCUGUGGAUAUGGAAUUGCUUGUGGAGGUUACUAUUACAGCCUGAAGAUGUAUAUCUAUCAGUUAGUUAAGGUGAAAAUAAUGGAGCGAGCCUGGGGUUUUACCUGUGCAGCCCAAUCUAUUUCCACUUUGGCUGGAACUUUUACAGCUAUUUAUUUGAAUGAAUCAUACGAGUCUACAUCGGCCGGUUAUAUUUUUGCUGGAUCCGCUAUGAUUCUAGGAGGAUUCUGCAUGUUUUUUAUGCCGAUCUUCGAACGACACCCCAGUAACCAAGAAGUAAUCGACAGUUAUCCGAGUACUGUUAGUCAGAAUGUGUCAGAAGCUGUAGCUUUGUUGGAUAUCGAUGUUGGUGAUGGCAUGAUGGACAAACCACUGGAAAACAUUCAGUAUGUUGUCUGUCCUGUACAUUUAAAAAGCUCCGAAAAAGACGGCAACAAAACACAACUGCAAUGUUUAAUUCAACAGAAAAACAAACAAAAACAAAUAAUACUCUCCAGAAUAAACGAGGAGAAAGAUGGCUUCCAUUUGGACUUGAAACAAUUAUCGCCGGUUUCGGCUAUCACUAAAAUAUCUGAAUUCCUUAACAGCCGCAAAGAAGGAUCAAAAAAGGAUACCAGUAGCAUGUGUGGUGUAUUGCAUGAGAUCGGUUCGGACAGUAUUGUGUCGAAUCGAUCGGAGCGGUCGAGUAAAGACCAAUCACGGCGUAGCAGUGAGAAGAGGUUUAGAAGUAAAGGAUCGGAUGUGGGUAGGGAUGAUGGGAGUGAUCCUCCGAGUGUCGAGAAGGAAUCAACGGCCACUGUGUCAUACGAUAGUGAUCUUUAUGUUAACCUUUGUGAAGCUCAAGUUUAAAACCCACCACCCCACAAUCCCCUCCUAACUCCAAAUAUUCACACCUUAGCCGCCCCAUCCCCCACCGCACCGGAGGUCCUUUCACGCCUACCUGAUUAUUAUUAUUAUUAUUAUUUGUUAUGUGUAACCUGCAGAAAGAAACACAAUCUCGUUUAUUUGGUUUAAUUAAAUAUUUCCUAAUUA